GCGGUGCAUCGGUGGGCGGAGUCAGAGAGACGCGUUCACUCAAUACCUGGCUGGUAGCUGCGGUGCAUUGACUGCUGGUUUUUCUUUUCUUUGUAAUUUAUAAUUUCUGCCAAACUAAUGGAACAACUAAACUGCAGAGGACAGCUCAUUACGUAUUGUGCUCACAACAAUUUGGUGCUCAGAUUUGAUCAAACUUUACAAACUGGACAGCCUCAUGAUCCAAUGUUUACUGCUCGUGUUUAUGUAAAUGAAGAGCUACUUGGAGAAGCUCAUGGGAAGAAGAAAAAAGAAGCAGAGAACAAAGCUGCCAGAAAUGCUCUGAAAACACUAGAGAAUCGUGAACUUCAAGCUUUGCCAGCAGCACUUAACCUAAGCGAUCACCAGGAAUCGAAUACAAGGGAAUCAGAAAAAAAUGAAACAACUAAUGGCUCUGCUCAAGGACCUCAGGCUCAACCAAACUAUGUUGGAAUAUUCAAUCAAUUUUGCCAGAAGAAAGGAUGGGGAGGUGCAGGUUUCCGUGACACUGGUUGCCGAGGACCACCACAUUUUCAAGAAUUUUUUGUAAGGGCGACAAAUGGUAUAAAAGACUUCCCGGAAGCAAAAGGAAAAAGUAAAAAGCAAGCAAAACAUAAGGCUGCGUUUCUGGCUAUAUUAGAGUUGAAAAGAGACCAUCCACCAGAUAUUCUGCUACAGUCAGUCAUUCCAGAAUCCUACGUAGAUGAAUCUGGCUCUGAAACGCCCGGAAGCACUGACAGCGUUCACUUAGACUCGGGAAAUGGCCAUACAGGGACAGCAGGUACAGAUGUUAAGGUCUCCUUUGGUUCCAGUACAAGUGGAAUUCCCUCUACCCCCGAGAUGCCAGAAGACUGUUCUAAUGAAGUAUCCAUUUGUUUCCUUAGCCCACUUAAAGGCUUUGACAACAUAACGAAUCUUGAUAAAGGUGGAUUUGGAAAUGUUUUUAAAGCAAGAAAAAUAUUGGACAAAAAGUUUUAUGCUGUGAAAAGAGUAGCAUUAAAAAAAGAAGCAACACUUUUGGAGGUCCAAGCUUUGGCAAACAUGGAUCAUCCAAAUAUAGUUCGAUAUUACAAUUCCUGGACAGCCAAUGACUUCUCUUCAGGGUUCUGCUCUACCAGUAGUAGUAGCAGUGAAACUGAAACUAGUACUGGAAAUACUAUCAAAAUGUCCCUUUUUAUACAAAUGGAAUUAUGUGAAGAUGGUAAUUUGAAGGAAUGGAUUGAAAGGAUGCAAACAGUUGAUAAGAACAAAAGUCUUGAUGUAUUUCAGCAGAUUGUGGAAGGAGUUAUAUAUAUUCAUUCCAACAACUUUAUUCACAGAGACCUAAAACCAGCAAAUAUAUUAUUUUCUAAGAAGAAGGUUAAAAUAGGUGACUUUGGAUUGGUGGCUCAGAUCAAAGUUGAACAGGAGAUUCAGGCACUGCAGCGUACGCAGGGCGCUGGAACACCAAUGUAUAUGGCCCCAGAGCAGUCAGGAAGCUUUUAUGAAAAUGAAGUUGAUAUCUUUCCAUUAGGACUAAUACUGUUUCAACUAUUGUGGAUAUUUAAAACUUUCCAUGAGGUGUGGCCAAAUCUACGGAAAGGCCAGUUGCCAGAAAAGUUUGAAAAGCAGUACCCCUUUGAGGAAGCCAUAAUCAGAAAGAUGCUAUCAAAUGAUCCUAAAAAGAGACCCACAGCUAUUAAGUUAAAGGAACUGCUUGACAUAAAGCAUCAUUUUGAUAACAAAACUUGCUAACCAAGACAAAUCCUAUGUGUCAGAUAUUGAUUGCACGUAGCAUUUUUACUGUUGGGACCUUGUUUUUAUAUAUACUGAUCUCUGCAGAUACAACAGUUUCUGGCUCCUAAAACAAUCAUCAUUAACAAAUAGAACAUUGAGAGCAACUGCUCCCAUUCAUUAUGUCAUCUAUUAUGACAAGACCCACACAAAUAAGAAAGCUGGUCUCUUCCAGCCUCCAAUCCUCUAAGCCCAGGGAUCACAUAAUGGGACACACUCCAUCAUUAUAUAUCUACAAGUCACCUUGGGUCUCCAACUACAGUGAAAUGCAAAGGACAAAUCAGAAACUCAAGACCACUAUCUCUACAUCUGACUGAAUAUGAAUACGAAACUGCUUCCUCUUCUAAACCAUUGAUGAUGAAGAAAUUUUGAAUUUUAUAUGGUCACCUCCGGAUCAAUGCUUGUUGGAACUCAAAUGCAUUUUUACAAAUUCACAGUAUAAGCCACCUGCAAGUUAUCAUAAAGUUUAUCAUAAACAUUUCAUGGACACAAUAAAAAUCCUAAGAAUUUACUGCAAAC
Spea bombifrons (plains spadefoot toad) is the source of this 2307-nucleotide messenger RNA. RefSeq names its product interferon-induced, double-stranded RNA-activated protein kinase-like. Lineage: Eukaryota; Metazoa; Chordata; Amphibia; Anura; Pelobatidae. The transcript has 17 exons. The record is from RefSeq and is a predicted model, not a curated record. The coding region runs from base 118 to 1749 and encodes 543 amino acids. Gene Ontology annotation, biological process: protein phosphorylation. Gene Ontology annotation, molecular function: ATP binding; protein kinase activity.